GCUAAAUGUCGCAGGUCAUCAAGAAUACUGUAAACGAAAGUAUAUAUGAUGAUACAAAUCGAUUAAAUGAAGAAGAAUGUUUUCUUUCUAAAGUAGACUUAUUUGCGCGAGAUCGAGGGAUCAACUUUGAAGCAACUCCAAAAGUAACGCGCAAGCCAAUUUCUCUUUUCGAGUUAUACAAGAAAGUGAAAAAGAAAGGAGGUUAUGAUGCUAUAAAUAAUACCGAAAAUGGAUGGUCCGACCUCGCCGGGGAAUUUCGACAGUUAGAUCCAACCAGAGCUCCCAAAUCGCUUCAAAAUUUGUACUUUAAGAACUUGAUCGCCUGGGAAAUGUAUGAUCUGUGGCACUUGCAAAGUCCACCUCCUCAGCUAUUAGAGCUCAGUUCAAAUAAGAACAAUAUUCUGCAACGAGUAAAAACAUACAAUUUGUCACCUUCUUAUAAAUCAACGGAUGCAUUAGAAGUUGCAGACACAAAAAAUUCGAAUUCACUGAAGAAUUUCUACAAAAGCAUUCGUCCUCCCUCUCCUGUUACCCUUGAACGACGUGCCGAAGAAGCACUGAACUCAAACUAUCAGCCAUUACCAAAUGCUGCUAAUUUUUCCAAUACGACUUUUCCGAUCGUCCCUGUCCAUCCCUUGCCGGCAGAUUCGCCCUUACAACGACAAGUAGAUCGCUCUUCAGGACCAGCAAUUUCAAUUGAGGAAUCAUUAGGUCAGGGGAUACCUGGACCUCCUCUAUUAAUUCGCAUGGCUUUAGCCCUAAAAUCUCGACAAGAAGAUGAAGUUGAUUGGGCAGUAUGUCAUUUAGUAAAAGUCUCAUUUGAACGAUACCAAGAGUUUAAACUAGAAAGAUUACCAUUUUUGGCUGAAUGUUUGGUGGAAGCAUUGGGUUUUCAAAUUUCACUUGUGAAAAAAGUUUCCAAUGAAUCUGAUAUUACUCAAUAUCUUGAUAGGGCGAUCGGUAUCGCUUUGGUUUUACGGAAUUCUGUUUUAUCUUCUGAAAACGCAAAACUUAUUGCCAAGGCCGAAUUGAUAGUAGGUGUUUUAGAAUCUGCCAUCCGAUGUGCGAAAACCUUUGAAAAUGUGGAACUUCUCCAUUAUUGCCUAGAUAUUUCGGAAACGAUCAGUUCUUACUUAUGUAUUGAAGAUGAAAAAAUUGGGUUAUACUUACUGCUUUGCAGCUUUCUCAAUUCCUCUGACAAUGCUGUACUCAUAGCUACUUUACGAACGCUUGCUCGCCUUGCUUUAAACGACCGAAACAAUAGACUUCUUCAAGAUUUGGAUGAAAAGGUUGUUAUUAGGAUUAUUUCUUUGACUGAAACAAAUAACGAGGAGCUUGUUGCAGCGACACUUGACUUUUUGUAUCAGUAUACAACCUAUCGAACGAACACAUCCGGUCUACUAUCAAAUUCUGCGAUUUGGAUUCUCGUAAACCAACUAACGAGGCUAAUGAUGUAUCAAGCUCAGGAACGAGUUGUUACUAUUGCAGUUGCAAACAGCGGGAAAGCUGAUGUUCAAACACCCAAUACCUCACAAACAACAUCUUUUUUGCCUUUACCAUACUCUGAGCUUCAGCAACUUGUUUUACUCCGAGAACCUGAGCGUUCAGUGAAAUGGAUGAGAUGUUGCUUUGAAUCUAGUCCAGAUGAUUAUGUAUUACAGACUGAUAUUUGGCAAAUGUACUGUUCGGAUAUGGAGAGGGCCCAGGGUCCUGGCUUGAUGGCAAUCAGUCCUGCAGAUUUUAUUAAGGUAUCUAGUCAUGCCUUUUAUAACGCUAGGGCUAUGACGGUUUCAACCCCAUUACUGCCGGUUGAAUAUGUUAUUAAUGGAAUUAAGCGAAGAGAACUUCCCAUUUCUCUAAUAGGAGAAAAAUAUCAAGUUUGUAGAUGGAAAAAAGAUAAUGGUACUUUAUGCGGAGAAACUGUUUUAGGCACCAAAUCGACAUGGGCACAUCUUCAGGAAUUCCAUAUUUUUCCUCAGGUGUUAGAAGAAAAGCAUUGUCGUUGGGGAGAUUGUACCUACUAUAUCCAUUCUGAUCAAUCUGGUGGAUCAUCGGUACCAUCGCAUCAGAGUCUUUUGAAGCAUAUUUUGACCCAUUUGUAUGACAAUAAUCUUCAAAGUACAACUAAUGAGGGACGUAAAUUAUGCCCAUCAAGAGAAUUCCGUAUCCCUUUACUUUUAACUGCUGUGGAUGAGCAAGGUGAUGCGACUGGUAUUGCUUUGACAGCAACUCUAGUCCUGCGUAAUCUUGUGCGGUCAAAACAAGGAAAAAUGUUGUUUUCGGCGAUUGAGGGUCAUGUUCUUGAAGUUAGCACUAUGAAUCCUGCGGUUGCACCGUAUGUGAGCGAAAUGCUUCUUGGUCAAAUAUAAAAAGUCGUGUCAUUGUAGUUAUAGAAUUAUGUAAUGAAGUUCAACGAA
Molecule: messenger RNA, 2417 nt
Organism: Schizosaccharomyces cryophilus OY26
Lineage: Eukaryota; Fungi; Ascomycota; Schizosaccharomycetes; Schizosaccharomycetales; Schizosaccharomycetaceae
Product: RSC complex subunit Rsc9
Exons: 5
Coding region: 6-2369 (787 amino acids)
Biological process (GO): regulation of DNA-templated transcription
Molecular function (GO): DNA binding
Source: RefSeq, a predicted model, not a curated record